GAACGCUGAUUCUUUUCCAGGAAUAUCGGACGCUGAUCCCUGUCCAACCAUAGCGGCACUGCGACCGGGCGGGGCCGCUCAGAAUUCUGAUCAGCUAACGCCUUGCGACAGAGUGCUGAGCGUUAAUGGCAUAUCAACAACGCGAAUGCGACCUGAUGAGGUCACCAGUAUCUUAGACAGCAUCGAGGGCAACACUGUAAUGGAAGUGGAGUACUCUUUGCCCAGUUAUGCGUCGCAAAAUUCACUUUGCGUAACAUCCCAAGUAACAGAAGUUACAAUUGAGCGAAUCGACGGCUCCUUGGGAAUAACCUUAAGGGGCGGAUACAUGCCGGAACAUCCGCACAUGAGUCGUCCCCUAAUUAUCACUCAUGUUCGGCCCAAUGGACCAGCACACAGGUGAGAA
This is a messenger RNA of Dendroctonus ponderosae (mountain pine beetle), 403 nucleotides long. RefSeq names its product glutamate receptor-interacting protein 2-like. NCBI's taxonomy places the organism in Eukaryota, Metazoa, Arthropoda, Insecta, Coleoptera, Curculionidae. The transcript has 2 exons. Gene Ontology annotation, biological process: neurotransmitter receptor transport, endosome to postsynaptic membrane. The record is from RefSeq and is a predicted model, not a curated record. Bases 146 to 400 code for a protein of 84 amino acids. Gene Ontology annotation, molecular function: protein binding.